UUUAGAGAUAAAAAAAAAAUGAGUGCUGUCAAAGAAGUUCGCCGUGUCUCCGUAACCAAGGUCCGACCAGCAAGUUACAUAAUUCAUAAAAGGAUUGAUUUAAGUCCAUGGGAUCUGAAACCUCUAGGAUAUGAAUAUAUACAAAGUGGUUUUGUUUUCACAAAACAACCACUACUGAAGAAAUUCGACAACAUGAUAGCUCAUCUUAAAACCUCUCUGUCGCAUAACCUUGAUCAUUUCUUUCCUUUAGCUGGUCGUCUUGAUUUCCAAAAACAUGAAGAUGAUGGAACGAUCUCCGUCUAUAUCAACUGCAACUCUGAGGGUGCAGAGUUUAUCCAUGCCACCGCAGAGAUAUCCGUGGAUGACAUCCUUUCUCCAGCUUAUGUUCCUCAAAGCAUCAUCGAUCUAUUGUUUCCCCUCAAUGGUGUAUUGAACCACGAGGGUCACUCACAACCUUUGCUUUCUAUUCAAGUUACCGAAUUACUCGAUGGCAUAUUUAUAGGGUGCAGCGCAAACCAUUCGGUCUGUGAUGGUACUUCAUUUUGGCAAUUCCUUAAUUCAUGGUCUGAAAUCUGUAGAUUAUCCGGUAUUCAUACUCCAGAUCGUCCUCCAGUUUUUGAACGUUGGUUUAUGAGUGACAGAGAUUGCCCUCUCCGGCUUCCAUCUUCUUUCGCGGAAAAACUUUUGGCAAUAAAGAACCCCACAACAAGUGACCCUAUAAAUUUACCCUUACAUAAUUGUGCAGAGAGAUGCUUUCAUUUCACUAAAACAAGUAUUGCAAAGCUGAAGGCGACUGUCAACUCGGAGAUGGUAUCGGAAACAAAAGCAGGCAUGCUAAUCUCUUCACUACAAGCUGUAUUAGCCCAUGUUUGGAUAGCAGUAACACGCGCUAGAAGAAGCUUAAAUGUCGACUAUAAUGAAAAUGAAGAAACUUUGUUUGGAUUAAUGAUGAGUAACAGAACUAAGUUCAUUCCACCCUUGUCAGAAACGUACUUUGGCAAUUCAAUAACCUUUGGAAUGGUAAUGGCAAAGGACGAUGAGGUGCUUACAAGGGGAUCUGGGUUCCUAGCUUCGUUAUUGAAUGAAGUCGUUAAAUCCCAUUGUGAUGAAAAAAUUAAGAGUUCUAUCAAAUCGUGGAUACAAAAACCUUUUAUCCUAACUUUUGGUGGUGUCGCGAACAAAAAUUUAGUAGCAAGGAAUUCCCAGAGAUUCGAUAUGUAUGGAAAUGAUUUCGGGUGGGGACGCCCCAUUGCCAUAAGAACUGGUAGAAAUGGCAAAUCUAGUGGAAUAACUAGUGUGAGUCCAGGACCAGAUGAAGGAAGUAUUGACAUUGAAAUUCUCCUUCCAACUGAGGUUCUUCAAGCCAUGGAAAAUGAUGCUGAAUUCACAGAAGCUUUUUCAACAUAGCAUGUGUUUCAUUGAUGUGUUAGACUGUUUUCCUGGCUAGCUCUUCCUAUUUCUUUUUGUUGUUUUGGUAAUGUCUGGCUAGAUAUGUUGAUGGUUCGUACUAAAUGAAUAAAAUGUCACCUACUCAAUCAUGUCCAAUCAAUUGAUAACGAGUUGGGCACUAGGGAGUACUAAAAUGAUGGCUUUCUCAGUAAAAUAGAUUGAUGUCUUCCUCAAAAUGUAUGUCAAUUUAAAUACAACGGACCUGUUGUUUGUGGUGCCCGUAGUUAGCUGUGGUUUUGAAUUGUGUUCGUCUCAAAGAUUAAUUGCUAAACA
Molecule: messenger RNA, 1722 nt
Organism: Papaver somniferum (opium poppy)
Lineage: Eukaryota; Viridiplantae; Streptophyta; Magnoliopsida; Ranunculales; Papaveraceae
Product: protein ENHANCED PSEUDOMONAS SUSCEPTIBILTY 1-like
Exons: 1
Coding region: 19-1407 (462 amino acids)
Source: RefSeq, a predicted model, not a curated record